UGUAGAUGACUAUAGCUAAUGGUGUCUCUUUUCCACAUACUAUUCAAAGUUAAAUUUUCCUAUAAAUAUCCCCUCAAACAAGCCUCAUUUCCCAUCAAUUACUUGUGAAGUCUUUGUAUUCUAGACCAAAAGCCAAGAUGGUGCUGUGUAAGCUUUCAUUAGCUUUUGUAUGUCUCAUGAGCUUAGCCUUGGUUCAUCAUUCCUAUGCCCAAAACUCACCACAAGACUACCUCAAUGCCCACAACGCAGCUCGUGCCCAAGUGGGUGUUGGGCCUAUGACAUGGGACAACAACCUUGCCACCUAUGCACAAAACUAUGCUAAUUCGAGGAUGGGUGAUUGCAAUCUCAUCCACUCCGGUGGGCCUUAUGGGGAGAACCUUGCUGAGGGCAGCGGUUCAUUUACAGGUACCGACGGAGUGAACCUUUGGGUGGGAGAAAAGCCUUACUAUGACUACAACUCCAACUCAUGUGUUGGGGGACAACAAUGCUUGCAUUAUACCCAGGUGGUAUGGAGAAACUCGGUCCGCCUUGGGUGCGCUAGGGUUCAGUGUACAAAUAACGGUUGGUGGUUUGUUAUCUGCAGCUAUGAUCCCCCAGGCAACUACAUUGGACAACGCCCUUACUAGAGAUCGAUGUACUUAAUAAUUGUAUGCAUGCUAUUUAUAUAUAUUACUAGCAUACAUUUAUAAAUAAGCCUACAAAUGAUUAGCACAAAAAUAAAACUACGAUAGGGAGGUAUGUUCCUAUGUCAUGGUUUUGAGUUAAAAUAAGUGUAAUUUUGGCUCUGUGCUUUGUUCUCUUUAAUUGUUUGAUUUUUCUUUUGUUAAACAGAGCUUAUAAUUUCAUAAAUCUAUCCUGUUAUUGAAAUGUUAUAGCA
Camellia sinensis is the source of this 877-nucleotide messenger RNA. RefSeq names its product pathogenesis-related leaf protein 6. Gene Ontology annotation, cellular component: extracellular region. Lineage: Eukaryota; Viridiplantae; Streptophyta; Magnoliopsida; Ericales; Theaceae. The record is from RefSeq and is a predicted model, not a curated record.